Messenger RNA from Apis dorsata (giant honeybee), 3038 nucleotides. It is a transcript of the gene Nep3, whose product is annotated as endothelin-converting enzyme homolog. NCBI's taxonomy places the organism in Eukaryota, Metazoa, Arthropoda, Insecta, Hymenoptera, Apidae. Gene Ontology annotation, molecular function: metalloendopeptidase activity. The coding region runs from base 658 to 2985 and encodes 775 amino acids. Gene Ontology annotation, biological process: protein processing. Gene Ontology annotation, cellular component: plasma membrane. The transcript is spliced from 13 exons. The record is from RefSeq and is a predicted model, not a curated record.
UACACUUUAAUACAAUUUUGCGAUUGUUUAUGAAUUUUCGAUCGAUAUCUUGUCAAACGCAAGUCGAUGUACGUAAUCGUUAUUAAGUUAUUAAGAUAUGCAAGCAAGAAUUUCACGAUUAUUGUUAAUCUGUUAGAUGGUAAAACGGAAGAUAUACGCGUAUAUGCGUACGAGAGAAAAUGGUUUGUUGGCCGAUUGCCGAGAAGCUAAAAGAGUAUAUUCGAGGAUAUAGAAUGAUGAAGCAGGCAGCCGAUGAUACGAAACGCGAAAAAUCAAAAUUCAAGAAAAAAUAUUGAAUUUUAAUCCGUAUUUACAGAUAAACGCCUUUUUCCUUAAGUAAUUACUUACCGAUUAUUCUCUUUCUCUCAAGUUGCGUACUUGAAAUCGUGAUAUCGGUGAAAAAUGAAACGCACGAAUCAAUGUCACUGUCGAUGUUGUUAAAAGUAAGAAGGCAUGUCUAUUACCGCGAAACAGAUUUAUCCGACGGAAGCUGUGCGCGCCAGAGUUGCAGUUAUUUUCGCAGCAUGAGUGCAGUGGAGAGCAGAAAUCGACUUGACGUACCAUCGCGUUUUUAAAUUUUCGAUUACAAGUUUUUGAUUAUAACAGCGGUCCAAAAAACAACAGUGUACGUGCCAAUAACGAGAUUCGUUAGAUAAGAUGAUGAUGUACAAGCAAGCCGAGUUCGAGGACGAAGAUAGCAGUAGCAUCGGUUCCGUGGCUUUGAACAGCGAGGGCAUUAGCACAUCGGCCACGCAUAUACGAUACAAUUCGGGGAUCUCGCUGUGGAGAGCGAGAAGCGCUCUCGAGAGAUGUCUUUUCAUCGUUUGCGCGGGCCUCCUGUUGAUGGUGAUGAUGCUCUCUAUAGUGAUCAGCAGCAAGAACGGUUGGGACGAAGCACAGAUACUUCACGUUACUUCCCAUGGAGAAAAUGGUACACAUUGUUUAACCGAGCACUGCAUCACGAUAGCCGCUUCCAUUAUAAACAGCAUAGAUCGUUCGGUCGAUCCAUGCGACGAUUUUUACGAAUACGCGUGCGGCGGUUGGAUCAAGAAGAAUCCUAUACCGGAUGGGAACAGCAUGUGGGGAACGUUCGACAAGUUCGAGCAAGAAAAUCAGCUAAUUGUGAAAAAUGUCCUUGAGAAACCAUUGGUCGAGAUGAAAUCAAAGGCCGAGAAAAAAGCAAAGUAUUAUUUUCUCUCGUGUAUGGACGCGAACGAUACGAUCGAAACGCUCGGUGCGAAACCGAUGUUGGACUUGUUGGAUACUAUCGGUGGAUGGAACGUUUCUGGCAAAUUCAAUAUAAGCGAAUGGUCUUUGCAGAACAGUAUGCAUAUUCUGCAAAAUGUUUACAACAUGGAUGGUUUAUUUACAUGGGCGGUAAACGAAGAUGAUCGAAAUAGUAGCAGACACAUUAUACAAAUCGAUCAGGGAGGUUUAACGCUGCCAACCGUUGACGAUUAUCUCAACAUCACCGAACACGGUAAAGUGUUGGCUGCUUAUUUGGAAUACAUGACAAAGAUCGGCGAGCUGUUAGGCGGAGAGAAGAACUCGACGAGGAAACAGAUGCAGGAUGUGAUACAGUUCGAAACGAAAUUAGCGCGGAUCAUGACGUUACCCGAGAAUCGUCGGGAUAAAGAGAAGCUUUACAAUUUGAUGUCGUUGAACGAACUUCAACGUAAAGCUCCUUUCAUGUCGUGGGUAGACUAUUUUAAAAAUGCGACGCGCAUCAUUAACAAGAAGAUCAACGACAAGAUGAUGAUCGUGAACUUUGCCCCGGAAUAUUUUAUCAAAUUGUCCGACCUGGUAUUAGACUACAACAAAACGAACGAAGGAAAAGUGGUACUGAAUAAUUAUCUGGUUUGGCAAACGGUGAAAUCUCUAACCACCUGCCUGUCGAAACCGUUUCGCGACGCUUACAAGGGCCUGAGGAAAGCUUUGAUCGGUUUGGAAGGCCAGGAGCAGCAAUGGCGUUAUUGCGUCAGCGAUACGCAUAACGCGAUGGGUUUUGCGAUCGGUGCCAUGUUCGUUAGAGAAGUUUUCCAUGGAAAGAGCAAACCCAUGGCGGAGAAGAUGAUCGACCAAAUACGAAAAGCUUUCACCAAGAAUUUGAAGAAUCUGGAUUGGAUGGAUCCGAAAACGAGACGGGCAGCCGAGGAGAAAGCGAACGCGAUUACCGACAUGGUCGGUUUCCCCAAUUUUAUCUUGAACCCGAACGAGCUCGACGAGCGUUACAAGGAUCUGACGAUCAAUCAAAACGAGUAUUUUCAAAAUAACAUACGGGUGAACAAGUAUAAUUUACGAAAGAAUUUAGAAAAGUUGGAUCAACCUGUGAACAAGACUACGUGGAUCAUGACACCGCCAACGGUCAACGCUUAUUACUGGCCAACGAAAAAUCAAAUGGUUUUUCCCGCUGGUAUCCUUCAGAGCCCGUUCUACGAUAUGGAAAAUCCAAACAGUUUGAAUUACGGUGGUAUAGGAGUCGUGAUGGGACACGAAUUGACUCACGCGUUCGACGAUCAGGGAAGAGAGUACGAUUUGCACGGAAACUUGAAUCAUUGGUGGAACAAUGCCACGAUAGAGAGAUUCAAAAAUAGAACGGAGUGCUUCGUCGAGCAGUACAGUAAUUUCGAGAUAAAUGGCCGACAUGUGAACGGAUUGCAGACAUUGGGGGAAAAUAUCGCGGAUAACGGUGGUCUCAAAGCAGCGUAUCACGCGUAUCUCUCGAUCCCAAAAAGCUACAAAGAUCAGCUACCCUUGCCAGGUCUUAAUUUGACGCAUCGACAAUUGUUCUUUCUGAAUUUUGCUCAGGUUUGGUGUUCCGCCAUAAUGUCCGAGGCGGUAGCCCUUCAAAUCGAGAAAGACGCUCAUUGCCCAUCGAAAUUCAGAGUGAUAGGAUCACUAUCGAAUCUACCAGAAUUCGCUACGGAAUUCAAUUGUCCCGAAGGCUCGCGGAUGAAUCCGGUUCACAAGUGCGAAGUGUGGUAAUGCAUCUCGUUUUCCUAGAAAAUCCUUUGUCCGAUGAUUGUCGAUGCAAAAAA